Molecule: messenger RNA, 2327 nt
Organism: Xenopus laevis (African clawed frog)
Lineage: Eukaryota; Metazoa; Chordata; Amphibia; Anura; Pipidae
Gene: gck.S
Product: glucokinase (hexokinase 4) S homeolog
Exons: 10
Coding region: 375-1751 (458 amino acids)
Source: RefSeq, a predicted model, not a curated record
GGAAAGACAGCUCAUUCCAAAAAAAGAGACAGGUUACACAAGAAAAAGGCUCAUGCACACGUGGCUUGUAUCAGAAUUAUAGUAAGGGACUGGAAUGAAGCACAGAGCAUUCAAUAUGUGUAGGACAUGGACAUCUGUUAGGAAACAGGCUUAAUAUCUAAUCAAGAGAGACAGACACUGCAAUAAAAAGGGUUUGAAUGCUAUUAAAAAAAUUGACUACAUUCCAGGAGAGCUUUUAAUCACCAUAGAUACAUGGGCAGAGACAAUUAGUCACUUACUAGAUGGUCUACAAAAUAGACGCCAUGUCACACAGGUACUUAUAAAAACCCUUCAUUGAUCUGCAAGUGGUGUGGAAGAUUCCCUUUGAAGUGAACAUGGAAAAGUUUGACCAGAAUGAGGUGGAUCAGAUCCUGUCUGAGUUCCAUCUGCAGGAGGAAGAUUUGCAUGUUCUGGUGUGCAGGAUGCAGGCUGAGAUGGAGAGGGGUCUUCACCUGGAAACCAACGAGGAGGCCAGUGUUAAAAUGCUGCCCACCUAUGUUCGCUCAACACCUGAUGGCUCUGAGGUGGGUGACUUCUUAGCCCUGGACCUUGGGGGCACCAACUUUCGUGUCAUGUUGGUAAAGGUUGGGGAGGAUUUGGAAGGGCAAUGGAAAGUGGACACCAAACACAAAAUGUAUUCAAUUCCGGAGGAUGCCAUGACUGGAACAGCAGAGAUGCUAUUUGACUACAUUGCAGAAUGCAUUUCUGAUUACCUGGACCAGCAAAACAUGAAACACAAGAAAUUGCCCCUGGGAUUUACCUUCUCUUUCCCCGUUAGACAUGAGGAUAUCGACAAGGGUAUUCUUCUCAACUGGACCAAAGGAUUCAAAGCAUCUGGAGCAGAAGGCAACAAUGUUGUUGGACUCCUCAGAGAUGCUAUCAAGAGACGUGGUGAUUUUGAGAUGGAUGUGGUUGCCAUGGUAAAUGAUACAGUGGCUACUAUGAUAUCUUGUUACUAUGAAGACCAUCAAUGUGAGGUUGGCUUGAUUGUAGGGACUGGCUGCAACGCUUGCUACAUGGAGGAGAUGAGUAACGUGGAGCUGGUGGAAGGAGAGGAGGGACGUAUGUGUGUGAACACAGAGUGGGGAGCAUUUGGCGACACAGGGGAGCUGGAGGAUUUCCGACUUGAGUACGAUCGAGUGGUGGAUGAGGCAUCUCUUAAUCCUGGUCAGCAACUCUAUGAAAAGAUGAUUGGUGGAAAAUACAUGGGGGAGCUGGUCAGACUCGUCCUGAUAAAGAUGGUGAAUGAGAAUCUGUUAUUUGGAGGAGAAUCUUCUGAAAAGCUAAAGACCCGAGGAGCCUUUGAAACACAUUUUGUGUCCCAGAUAGAGGCGGACACCUCGGAUUUUAAACAGACUCUCAACAUCCUGCGGACUCUAGGAGUUCAGGCUACAAUUGGAGACUGUCAUGCUGUGCGCUUAGCAUGUGAGAGUGUAUCUACUCGAGCUGCCGUCAUGUGUUCUGCUGGCCUUGCUGGAAUACUGAGCCGCUUGCGGCAAAGCAGGAGAGAGGAACUACUUCGAAUUACCGUGGGAGUGGAUGGAUCUGUGUACAAACUACAUCCUAGCUUCAAAGAUAAGUUCCAUGGCACUGUGCGCAAACUGACUUCGGGCUGUGAAAUCACCUUCAUUCAGUCAGAGGAAGGAAGUGGACGUGGUGCUGCCCUAAUAUCAGCAGUGGCAUAUAAGAUGACUGCCCUGAUUGGUCACUAAUGAGAAUUUCCUUAAUGAGACCUCUAAGUCAGAGACCCUCCUUUAUGCCUGCAGUGCAUUCCAAAGAUCUGAAGAGAUUCCUUCAUAUCUACAAACACACGUAGAACGUCUGGCAAACCAUUCUACUGCUGAGGAGAUUUACUGACUAUUACGCUAAUGUAGCAUUAUCAAAUGCAUGGAGAGCUCAUUUUGCUGUUGCAGCAUUCCUCUGGAUACUGCUCAUAUUUUGUACCAUGUUUGAAGUUACAGUAUAUGCAGAACUCAGAAGACUGAGACAUCCAAAGGCCAUUCCUAUAUUUACACAAUAAACGACUGAUACAAACAGCCCAGAUCUACUAAACCUCUCAGUGUCCAUAAACCAAUGAAUUAAUAGAUACUGGAAGGUAACAUCAAAGGACAGUUGCAAAAUGCUUAUUCAGUAGCCAGUGACAUAGAAGAGUUUCCAAAGAUGAUGUCUAUUGGUACAGCCUAAGGAGAUUGGGUUGUCCACUAAACACUUGCCACUAAUAGAUGUUCAACCUGAGACAUUAUAUUACAUCUUGACAAAGGCAUACCACCAACUCAUGACAGUUUACA